AUGUCCAUAAAGAGAUCCGCCGAAUCGUACGAAAAGGAGAUCGCUGUGCUGAAGGCCGUCCUGAAAGGAGCCACCCGUCUGCUGCAGAACAGCAUCAGCAAGAGGCAGUUCCGAAAAGUGCUCGAGGAGAAAGAAGAGCUGAGAACGGAAUUGAACACGGAGAAGGACAAGCGGAUAAUGGCGCAGAAAAUGCUCGAGCACUUCGAACUAGUGAACAAGAGGAACGAGAAGCGACGCGCCGAGUUGUGGAGUGGGAACGAACUGGACGAUCAACGCUUGCUGGAACACGUGGAAGAGGAGCGGAAGGUGGCGUUGGAGGCGACCGGGAAGGCGACGGAGAAGAUGGCGGAGGCCGUCGCUUCGGCCAUCCGGCUGAAGGAGAAGUACAAGAGGGAAGUGAAGAAGAAUGAGAAGUUGGGGGAGGCCACAACCACUCCAACUCUGCCAUCAAUGCCACACUUGGAAAUGGAGGAGAAGGGAAUCAGUUGGCUGAUAUCGGCGGUCAACGAACAAGACUACAAGGAUCGAAAGUGGUAUGAAGCGGGCCAGGCCGAAGUUCUGUCGAAGCGGCAUCGGAAGACCGAUCAGAUCGGCGGUCUCCGAUUCCAAAAGAAAGCCGUCAAAAAUGCUAAACAGAAGCGUUUUGUGGAAGAAUUGUACUCUACGUCUACUUCUAAAUUAGAUUUAUAA
Molecule: messenger RNA, 690 nt
Organism: Caenorhabditis sp. 36 PRJEB53466
Lineage: Eukaryota; Metazoa; Nematoda; Chromadorea; Rhabditida; Rhabditidae
Source: the annotation of a GenBank genome assembly